UUUUCAGUCUGGUACAUCGUUGACGCCAUAACAAAGACAUGAUCCACAUCCACAUGCAAUCGAAGGUCUCAUCCAAGCGCCUCACAGACAAAUUAGUCGAAAACAUACAGAAGAGACGAAGAAGAAGAAGGGAGAGAGGUGGCCAUGGAAAGCAACGUUAGGGAAGCUCUGCUGCCGGGCUCUUCGCAGCCAUGCCUUCUCCCUUCCUCCGCCUCACUCAUCCGCCGCAUGUACAUGGGCCAUUUUCUUGCUAGAUGGGGAGCAAGAAUGUGGGAAUUCUCAGUUAGUCUGUACAUGAUAAACAUUUGGCCAGACUCCUUGCUCUUCACUGCUCUGUAUGGUGUUGUUGAAUCUGCCUCCACUGCAUUGUUUGGUCCCAUAGUUGGUACAUUAGUAGACAAAUUGACUUACUUACAGGUUCUACGGCUUUGGUUAUUGACUCAAAAUUUGUCAUUCAUGGUUGCUGGAGUCUCAGUGACGGUGCUACUGUCCUACUAUGGCUUGAUGUUGACAGCAUUUGUUCAAUUCAUUCUAUUAGUUGUUCUCAUCAACAUUUCUGGGGCAGUUGGAAAAUUGUCUACUCUUGCAGGGACAAUAUUAAUUGAGAGGGAAUGGGUGGUUGUAAUUUCUACUGGUCUACCUCCAGAGGAAUUGACAAAAAUGAACUCAGUUAUUAGAAGAAUUGAUCUGUGCUGUAAACUACUUGCCCCUGUUUUCAGUGGCUUCAUCAUUAGUUUCAUCUCACUUCGAGCAUCAGCAAUUGUCUUGGCUCUAUGGAAUACUAUCUCAGUUUGGAUACAGUAUUGGCUUCUAACAUCUGUAUAUAAUGGUAUUCCUGCUCUUGGUGACAGAAGCCAGAGGAGAAACAAGACAGUAGCUCCAACUGAUUUUAUAGCUAUCUCAUCAGUUGAUGAGAAUGAAUGUUGCAUUUCAUCUGAAGGAAUGAAUGCGGUAGCCGAAGUACAGCGUCAUAAUAUUUCAUGUGUCGACAGACUCUCAGCAAUUCCUUGCUUUGAUGGUUGGGUUACAUAUUUCAGGCAGGAAGUGGUUCUCCCAGGAAUUUCUCUGGCUUUAUUGUACUUCACAGUCCUAAGCUUUGGAACAUUAAUGACUGCUACCUUGGAGUGGCAAGGCAUACCUGCCUACGUGAUUGGUAUAGCGCGUGGUGUUAGUGCUAUAAUUGGAAUAGCAGCAACUGUAGUGUACCCAAUUGUUCAUUCACGUAUUUCGACAAUCAGGACUGGCCUGUGGUCCAUUUGGACUCAGUGGUGCUUCCUGCUGGUUUGUGUCGCAUCUGUUUGGAUUGGUAACAGCAUAACUUCAGCAUGGAUGCUGAUGGGAGGAGUUGCGGCAUCACGCCUUGGACUCUGGAUGUUCGAUUUAUCUGUCGUGCAACAAAUGCAGGAUCGUGUUCCUGAAUCUGAUCGAUGCAUGGUUGGAGGCGUCCAAAACUCGUUGCAAUCUAUGCUAGAUUUGCUGACAUAUGUGAUGGGCACAAUAAUUUCAGAUCCCAGGGAUUUUGGUCAGUUGGUGCUCCUGUCGUUCUUCCUAGUGUCGUCAGCCGCCGUGCUAUAUACAGUCCAUGUUUAUCAUGUCCGGAAGCAUCUUUUCCACUUCGACAAACUGUUUGGAAAGUUCCAUUGAGGGUAGUUAUGCUAGUUGAUGGAACCAGAUCAAAAACAUGGAAGAUCUAAGAAAUUGAGGCUUGCCGAUGUUGAAAUCUCCAGUAGGCAUUGGAAAUCCUACAUGCUUAUUUAGAUAUCAAUAUAUGUACAUGUGUGAGAUCAUUUGAUGUUGCCAUUCAGCUAAAUUGUAGCAAGUAUUAUUGUAUUGUGAAAUUGGUAUUCUCAAGAUCACUGUAUACUUUAGGAUAGUUUUAUAUUUCUCUUAAUCCAUCAAAAAAUAAUACUUCUAUCAAUUUUUAUUAAUAUUCAAUUAUCAUUUGGAUAAUAGAAUCUACAUUGUAAUCAA
Messenger RNA from Zingiber officinale, 1971 nucleotides. RefSeq names its product solute carrier family 40 member 1-like. The record is from RefSeq and is a predicted model, not a curated record. Gene Ontology annotation, cellular component: membrane. The coding region runs from base 145 to 1644 and encodes 499 amino acids. Lineage: Eukaryota; Viridiplantae; Streptophyta; Magnoliopsida; Zingiberales; Zingiberaceae. Gene Ontology annotation, molecular function: iron ion transmembrane transporter activity. Gene Ontology annotation, biological process: iron ion transmembrane transport. The transcript is spliced from 8 exons.